GGCGGGCGCGGGUCGCCGCGGCCGGCCCCCGGAGGCGGGUCGUGUGCCCCCGGCCCCAGCCCCAGCCCCGAGCCGGCCGUCCCCCCGCGGCGAGGCGUCGCCCCGCUUUACGGCCCAGACUUUGUCCCCGGCGGUGCUCGGUGCGUGCACGGCAGCUCGCGCUGCGCUGCGGGCGCGGCAGGGCAAUGGCUCCCAGCUGACGGCUCCGCGUCGGGACCCGCGCCUGCCCCGCUCCGCAAAGCUUAUCCUCCAAAAGAGUAUUCACUUCUGGCCACGAUGGAAUUGUUCUGGUUGUUGCUGUUUUGCAUCCAUUUGCCAAAACCCACGUUUGCUGGAGGCAUCACCCGAGUCUAUUACCUGGGGAUCCGUGAGGUGGACUGGAACUAUGCUCCAACGGGAAAGAACAUGUUCAGUAAUCAAAGCAUUGCACAUAGCCUAAAGGCCUCAAUGUUCCUGCAGCCUGGCAAAGACAGGGUGGGAAGCACAUACAAGAAAUCUGUGUACAAGCAAUAUACAGACUCCACCUACACCACUGAGAUUCACAAACCUGGCUGGCUGGGGUUCCUUGGACCCAUCAUCCGAGCAGAAGUGGGGGAUACCAUUAAAGUACACCUAAAAAACUUUGCUAGUCGGCCAUAUACAAUCCAUCCUCAUGGUGUCUUCUACAAAAAGGACUCUGAAGGAUCCCUGUAUCCUGAUAUGUCCCCCCAGGAUCAGAAGAAGGAUGAUGCUGUCCCCCCAGGAGGGAAUUACACCUAUACUUGGACUGUUCCUGAAGAUCACAGCCCAACUGCUGAUGAUCCAAACUGCUUGACCUGGAUCUACCACUCUCAUAUUGAUGCGCCAAAGGACAUUGCAUCUGGGUUAAUUGGGCCGUUACUUACAUGCAAAGAAGGAAUACUGACUGGCACUUCUCAAAGACGCCAGGAUAUGGAUGUUGAUUUCUUUCUUAUGUUCAGUGUGGUGGAUGAGAACCUAAGCUGGUACUUGGAUGAGAACAUUGCGUCAUUCUGCACAGAUCCAGGCUCUGUAGACAAAGAAGAUGAAGAGUUCCAAGAGAGCAACAAAAUGCACGCUAUUAAUGGUUUUGUGUUUGGGAAUCUCCCUGUGGUGACAAUGUGUGCUGGGGAUCACGUUUCAUGGCAUCUCUUUGGAAUGGGCAAUGAAAUUGAUGUUCAUACAGCCUACUUCCAUGGAGAAACACUCAACAUUCGAGGCCACAGGACAGAUGUGGCCAGCCUCUUCCCAGCCACUUUUGUUACAGCAGACAUGAUCCCCAGUAACCCUGGGAGAUGGCUCCUGAGCUGUCAGCUCAAUGAUCACAUACAAGCUGGGAUGGGGGCUUUCUACGAAGUCCGGCCCUGUUCUCGGCAAGCUCUGGAACCUGCCCUGAAGGGGAAAGUUCGGAAAUACUACAUAGCUGCAAAGGAAUUGCAGUGGGACUAUGGACCUUCAGGACAUGACCAAAGCAGCGGGAAACAGCUGAGUGAGGCAGGCAGCCCUGCUGAGAAGUAUUUCAAGCGUAGCCUCUACCGAAUUGGGGGAGUGUAUUGGAAGGCAAAGUAUGUGGAAUAUACUGAUGAAAGCUUCCGUGAGGAAAAGCAGCAGUCAGAAGAAGAAAAACACCUUGGGAUACUUGGUCCUGUGAUAAAAGCUGAAGUUGGUGACACCAUCCUGGUGAUGUUUGUUAACAAAGCCUCCUGGCCGUUCAGCAUCCAGCCUCAUGGAGUGUCUUAUGGGAAGGCAUGGGAAGGGAUGCGGUACCAUGAUGGUCUGUCCCAGCAUGGUGUUUCUGUUGCACCUCUGCAGAACUUUACAUACAGAUGGACUGUGCCAAAGCAUGUUGGGCCGACAUCCAGUGACCCUCCCUGCCUGACCUGGUUGUACAGCUCUGCUGUGGACCCUGUCAAAGACUCCAGUUCAGGCUUGGUAGGCCCUCUGGUCAUCUGCAAGCCAGGCACUUUGGAUGACAACAACAAACAGAAAGGUAUCGACAAAGAAUUUUACCUUCUCUUCAGUGUGUUUGAUGAGAACCUCAGCUGGUAUUUAAAUGCAAACAUAAAGUACUAUUUGAGGAUGGAAGAGACUUCUGUGAAAAAGGAUGAUGGCUUUGAGGAAUCAAACAGGAUGCAUGCCAUCAACGGAUUUAUGUUUGGUAACUUGCCUGGGCUGGAUGUUUGUGAAGGAGACAAUGUGUCCUGGCACCUUCUGGGCUUGGGCAGUGAAGCAGAUGUACAUGGAGCUGUGUUUCAGGGAAAUACCCUGCAGAUGAAUGGGAUGCGGAGAGAUUCAACCAGCCUGUUCCCCCACACAUUUGCUACUGCCUUCAUGCAACCUGAUAACAAGGGGGUUUUUGAGAUCUACUGCCAGACGAGCAAUCACUACCAGGCUGGGAUGAGGGAACACUACUCCGUUUCCAAGUGCGGCAAGAGGGAUCUGGCUCCUGCCCCUCCGUACAGGGGGGUGCGCACCUAUUACAUCGCAGCAGAGGAGGUGGAGUGGGACUACGCGCCGGACCGGAGCUGGGAGAGGGAGCGGCACAGCCACUCCACAGAGAGCUACGCCGAUAUAUUUUUGAACAACGAGAAUGGGCUGCUUGGCUCCCGGUACAAGAAAGCAGUUUACAGGGAGUACACUGAUGGGACUUUCAAGACUCGUAAGGCCAGGAUGAAUGGUGAUGAACACCUGGGGAUACUAGGUCCUUUUCUGGGGGCAGAAGUGGGAGAGAUUCUUAACAUUGUGUUCAAGAACAAUGCCACACGACCCUACUCCAUUCAUGCACACGGGGUGCUGGAAAGGCAGACAGGGCAGCCACAAAUAGCAAACCCUGGUGACAUAGUGACAUACCAAUGGGAAGUUCCUGAGAGGUCUGGUCCAGGGCCAAAUGAUUCAGCCUGUAUCCCUUGGAUCUACUACUCCAUGGUGGACCCAGUAAAGGAUAUGUACAGCGGUCUGAUUGGACCCCUGAAGGUCUGCCGGAAAGGGGCACUGCAAACUGGCGGGGUCAGAAAGGAUGUAAAGAGGGAGUUUGCUCUGCUGUUCCUGGUUUUUGAUGAAAAUCAGUCCUGGUACUUGGAAGAGAAUGUGCAACGUUACAGUAAGGGAAAUCACAAGGAUAUUGACCUACUGGAUGAAAGAUUUGUGGAAAGCAACAAAAUGCAUGCGAUCAAUGGGAGGCUCUAUGCAAACUUGCCUGGGCUGACCAUGUUCCAAGGAGAUUGGGUGAACUGGUACCUGCUGGGAAUGGGUCAGGAGAUUGAUAUCCACACAGUCCAUUUUCAUGCUGAGACCUUCAUAUACAAGAAUGGCAAAAGCUACAGAGCAGAUGUUGUGGAUCUGUUCCCUGGGACCUUUGAAAUGGUGGAGAUGUUGGCUGGGAACCCUGGGACAUGGCUGCUUCACUGUCAUGUAUCUGAUCAUAUUCAUGCUGGCAUGGAGAUACUCUUCGAAGUCUUGCCUAAACCAGAGCCAGUGCUUGAAGUUCUAAACUACAAUGAAGGGACACCACUGGAGAAUAUGGAUGAGUCCCAGAAGGUCAGGCUUUUUGGAGCUAAGUUGCCUGUAGGGCAGGUAGAAGCUGCAGUCAUCUGUCUAGCUGUUGCAGGCUUGGUCCUCCUCCUGAUUGCUGCUGUCCUUCUGGGAGUUGUCAUCUACCUUGAGAGGCAAAGGAGGCUAAGACGCAACAGGAGGUCUAUCCUGGAUGAUGGAUUCAAACUCAUGUCUCAAAAGAAUUCAGGGCUAUAAAAGCUUUGUACAAACUUCUGGCUGUGUGCUUGGAGCAGAGACUGGGUCAUUGUCUACAACAAAGAUUUUGGGGCAUCAUUUCCAUUGUACACUAGACUUCUAGGAGCUAAGGAGGGAAAGCUGGAGCCCUGACCUCUUUGUUUAUCUUCCUCAUCACUCUGCUCUGUAAUGAAAAUAUCUAUCCAGGAGAGACCUGAGGACCCUUUCAAUCAACUCAAGACAAGCAAAAGGAGUAAAAAGGUCCUUCUAAAAUACUUAUCCACAAGAAAGAGAGGAAAUAUUUCCCAUAUUUUCUUCACUCCAGAACAACUCCACUUGGUCUUUCUCAGCAGAAGAGCUUAGUCCAGAUUCCAGUCUUGCUCCUUUGCCAAAGCCGAGUCGGAUAUUGUCUCGCAACAGACCUGUGAGCCUUUAAAUUAAUUAACCUGAAGGGGGAAAAUAAUCUGUGAUUUUUUUGUGAAUCAAGUAAGAACGCAGAAGAGAAAAUGUUAGUUUAGAGUUGAAUUGCUGUUUUUUGAUGAGUAAUUGGACAGAUGUAAAUUCAGGGCAGUGCAUGUCACAGUGUCUGCGAGAGCUCCACUGGGGAGCAUGACCACAGCUGUGCCUCACCAUCAGCCUCACUGAUGCAUCCUUGUGCUCUCAGUACCUCGGGUGAUGGGUUCUGAUACCACGUGUCCUGUGCCUUGUGCUGGGAGAUCAAGCUUCGCCAGUGCUGCAGAGCAUCCCGGUGACUUCCCUGUGUUGCAGUUCUGCCAGUGAAGUGCUGCACCUCAGCAUCUGUACAGCUCCUUGUGCAGCAGGAGCAAGAGUGCUGUGGUGUUCUGUGAUGUGGUUUGUUCUCUCAAAUACAUUUUACUGAAAUUA
Messenger RNA from Cygnus atratus (black swan), 4608 nucleotides. It is a transcript of the gene HEPH, whose product is annotated as hephaestin. Gene Ontology annotation, molecular function: oxidoreductase activity; copper ion binding. The record is from RefSeq and is a predicted model, not a curated record. Bases 277 to 3744 code for a protein of 1155 amino acids. Gene Ontology annotation, cellular component: plasma membrane. Lineage: Eukaryota; Metazoa; Chordata; Aves; Anseriformes; Anatidae. The transcript has 21 exons. Gene Ontology annotation, biological process: iron ion transport.